Messenger RNA from Musca vetustissima, 1432 nucleotides. RefSeq names its product otefin. NCBI's taxonomy places the organism in Eukaryota, Metazoa, Arthropoda, Insecta, Diptera, Muscidae. The coding region runs from base 1 to 1416 and encodes 471 amino acids. The record is from RefSeq and is a predicted model, not a curated record. The transcript has a single exon.
AUGGCCGCUCUGGAAUCCUUGAGUAACAAAGAAUUGCGUCAAAAAAUGAUCGAAUUCGGUAUGCCCAAUGUACCGGUGACCGAUUCGAGUCGUAAAAUUCUUAUACGCCGCUUGGAGGCUGUAAUGUCGGGUAAACCCGCUACCACCACAACUCCCAAUAAGACAAAUCGUCGCGAAACAAUGCAUGUCUCAAAGCCAUCAGAAAUGGCGUCAUCUGCUAAAAUUACAGCCGCUGCUGCAUUGAAUAAUAACAACAACACAACCACCAGUGGAAAACCAACGGCUGCCAACAGACCAUCUAGACGUACCAUAGCAGCCACGGAAAGGCAUGUAACCACAACCACCACGGUUAGUGAACCAGAAUAUUCAGAUGUUUCACCUGAUCGCGGUGAGGUGGUUUUGACACAAAUGUUGCCGCCAAAAGCAAAGACACCCGAGAAGCCUACUUUGUAUCCAAAAUUACCGGCCAAAGAGCCAUCUCCCAAACCGCAGGUGUUGAGUAAAACUGGUGUGGUAUCUACAUCGUAUAUACAGGAGUCAAGUGUUAAUAAAACUUAUGCCGAACCCAUUGAUGAUAUCGAUUCGACCGAGGAAGAAAUUGAGCAAGAAAUAAUGAAGAAACCCGUAUCAAGUGUACCAUCUUACAGUGCCACCAGCUAUGUGCCUCUAUCGGAAUCUAAGGUGACAACAUCGGCAUCAAUGCCACCCUUGGCUUCAACAUUAAGUUCCAGUACACGUUACAGUUCUUUAAAUAGUUCAUAUAACUACAGCGGCAACACCAAGCCAAGUUCCACAACCGUGUUGAACAAUUCCACCAGUACCAGUGUACGUAAAACCUAUCAACCCCCAACAGCAGCUGCAGUACCACAGCCAGCAUCAAGAACUACAAUUUCCGCUGCAUCAACUUAUCAACCAAGAGUAGGAGGGGGAGUUACACAAAAAUAUGUUAGCACCCCCGAUCCAUACGAUGUCGAAUAUGAGGAUGAGGGAGAGGAAUUGGACGAUGACGACGACGAAGAUGAUGUAGUCUUGGUGGAAGAUAGUCCCGUAAAAGAAGAUCUACAGACACCAUUUCUUAGCCAAUUUGCACGUAAUUUGGAGACACUCAAGGCAACACCCAUACGCCAUUCAAUUGGACCCACAAAAAUUACACCUCCCAAGACGUCAGCAUUUCGUCAACGUGAAACUGCUGCUGCCUAUAAUCGUCGUACCAUAGGUGGUGGUGGUGGUAGUGGUGGCAGCGCCACCAUCUCAGCACGUCGUUCUUAUGUCAAUGCACCCGAGCAGGAAGAAUCACCAUUCCGCCAAUUUAUGAUGGCCAUGGAAGAGAAAUAUCAUCUCAAGCAGACAUUUAUUAUAAUUUCCGUCUUUAUUGUAGCCAUAUUUAUUUAUGUUUUCUUUAUACAAAGUGUUUAGAUUUAUUUAUGUAUAU